AUGUGCUUCGCGACUCUGGCCAGCCCACUCAACAACCUGACCCGGAAGGCCCUGCCCGACCGGAUCAGGUGGUCAGAGGCGGCAAAGGAAGCUUUCGGGACACUGAGGGGGGCCCUGUGUGCGGAACCGGUGCUUGUAACCCCUGAUUUCGCUUCACCCCUCAUUGUGCACACGGACGCCUCGGAAGUGGGGCUAGGUGGGGUCCUGUCCCAGAUCCGGGCAGGAGAGGAGCACCCGGUGAUGUACAUCAGCCGGAAGCUCCUACCAAACGAGAGGAACUAUUCCACGGUAGAGAAAGAAGCCCUGGCAAUCAAGUGGUCUCUUGAUAAACAGCGCUAUUACCUCGUAGGUCGAGAGUUCACCCUGGUCACCGACCAUGCGCCACUGAAGUGGAUGGCGGGCGCCAAAGACACCAACGCCCGGGUGACGAGGUGGUUCCUGGCACUCCAGGACUUUCGGUUCCAGGUGACCCACAGACCGGGGAAGGAGCAUGCCAACGCAGAUGCCCUGUCCCGCAGGGACGCCUGCCUGGGAUGGAACCCGAGCGGCCGGUGGCUUGGUCUGACGGUGGAGGAGUGUGUUGGAGGGCGUGUGUUCAGUGUGAAGCGGCUGGACGGUGGAGACUUCCCACACUGGGGCCAGCGCUCCUCCUUCCGGAAGCUUCCCCCCCCGGGGAGGGGGUGCUACCCCUGCUGGGUGGUCCGUGGGCGGGGGGUCGGGCAGCAGCCGGUCCUGAGCUUGAUCUCGGACCAGGACCUGACGCUGUACGAGAAGCUGGGCGACGGCUCCUUUGGCGUGGUGAAGAGGGCAGAGUGGCGCACGCCGCUGGCAAGCGUGGCGGUGAAGUGUCUGAAGACGGACGCGCUGACGCAGCCCGACGCACUGGACGACUUCAUCUGCGAGGUCAACGCCAUGCACUGCCUGGACCACCAGAACCUGGUCCGCCUGUACGGGGUGGUCCUCACACAACCCAUGAAGAUGGUGACGGAGCUGGCCCCCCUGGGCUCCCUGCUGGAGCGUCUGCGGUGUGUGCGUUCCCAGGGCGCCGUGCUGGUCCACACCCUGUGCCAGUAUGCAGUGCAGGUGACAUGUGGCAUGGCCUACCUGGAGCAGAGGCGCUUCAUCCACCGGGACAUGGCAGCCAGGAACAUCCUGCUGGCGUCGGCCCACCUUGUGAAGAUCGGGGACUUCGGUCUGAUGCGGGUGCUGCCCACCGACCACGAGCAUUACGUCAUGCAGGAGCACCGCAAGGUGCCAUUCGCCUGGUGUGCCCCAGAGAGCCUGAAGACCAGGACCUUCUCCCAUGCUACUGACACCUGGAUGUUUGGGGUCACCCUGUGGGAGAUGUUCACCCACGGACAGGAGCCCUGGCUUGGGCUCAACGGCAGCCAGAUCCUCCACAAGGUGGACAAGGAGGGCGAGCGCCUUCCCCGGCCAGAAGACUGUCCCCCGGAUAUCUACCAGGUCAUGAGGCGGUGCUGGGCCCAGACGCCUGAAGACAGGCCCAGCUUCCUGGCCCUCAGGGAGUUCCUGCAGGAGAGCAUGCCAACAGACAUGUCCGCCCUCCAUGACUUUGAAGAGCAGGACAAGCUGCUGAUUCAAAUCGAUGAUGUCAUCACCGUCAUCGAAGGCAGGGCGGAGAACUUCUGGUGGCGGGGACAGAACCAGAGGACCCUGAAGCUGGGCCUGUUCCCGAGGCACGUGGUGACGGCGGUGUCCGGCCUGUCGGCCCGGUACAUCAGCCGCCCGCUGAAGAACAGCUUCAUCCACACGGGCCACGGCGACCACGACCCCCGUCGCGGCUGGGGCUUCCCCGACCGCAUCGACGAUUUGUAUCUUGGUAACCCCAUGGAUCCUCCUGAUACUCUUCUGGGUGUAGAGUUGCCCUCUCCCCGGCCCGCCCAGCUCCCCGGUCGGGCUAAAACGGACCCCCCGCCGCGGCCUCCCCAGCCCACAGGGUUUCCAAGCAAGCCGUGCUACGACUCCGUCCCCGAGGAUGAGGAUGCACCGCUGGGACGCACAGGGCGACUGUUGCUACGGAAACCGGCUUCCAUCAUGGGGCUCAAGCUCAAGCCGGCCGCCUGGGUCUUGGCCACCAGGCACACGUCGGGGGGGCGGGGCUCUGGCCCGGGCCACGCCCCUCACAGCGAGGUGUCGCUCAUUGACUUCGGGGAGGAGUUCUCUUCACCUUCCCCUGUCACGGAGAUCCCCGUCCCCUCAUUGGCCAAGCUGGCGUUGGACGUGGACCACCUGCUGGACCAGACCCCCCCCCAGGGCCCUUCCGGGCCCUUGCUGCGGCUCCUCCACCCCACGCCGUUGGUGGACUGGAACGCCCGACCGCUACCCCCGCCCCCUGAGUACGACCGCGUGGCGCAGGACGAGGACAUUGAGGUGAGCUCCUUCACCAGCGUGGAGCAGCAGUAUGCAGAGCCCCCGAGGGACGGCACUCCUCCCCGUGGGUUGGUGGAGGGGGAGACCCUCUGCCCCCCGGGCCAGAGACCCACCCUGGACAACAGCCUAUUCACUCCCUGCGUCAAUGCCCUGCCCCUCCCCCCGCCACCUGCCCCUUCCUCCUCCUCCGUGGCGGCGUCCCUCUUCCAGGAGCUCCAGAAGGAGGUUAUGAGGAGGCUCAGCGCCCCCCCCCCGGGAGCAGGGGGAGGAGCCUCUCCCUCCCGGACGCCGCUGGCUUCGUCUCAGGAGCCGGUCGAGACGCACAAGGUGGUGCCGUCGUUCACCGAGGACAGACCCCAGAUACCGCCCCGCGUCCCCAUCCCCCCGCGGCCGCUGAAGAGGGGCGACUACACGCCCUUCCGCUGGUCGGCGGACCUCUCAGGCCCGGAGACCAGGGGCAUACCGCCUCAGAUCCCCCCAAGGGAUCCUCUGUCACCGCCCGGCUCCAGGACCCCAAGCCCCAUGGGCCUGGGGCUGGGCUCCCCCCACCAAAGAGCCUUCUCAACCAGCCCCGGCACCCAGUCGGCUCCCAUCGCCUCCCCCUGCUCCUACCUCACAAGCUCCCUAGGGAAACUCAUGCCAACUACACACAGCUUCGCCUCAGACCCCAAGUAUACCGCGCCCAAGGUGAUCCAUGCCCAGCCGUACCCCAAGGACCUGGCCAGUAAGGGUCCCUGCAUCCUCCCCAUCGUCCGCGACGGCCUCAAGGUCAGCAGCACCCAUUACUACCUCCUGCCCGACCGGCCUCCGUACCUCGACCGCUACGACCGCUUCUUCCGGGAGGCCGAGAGUCUGUCCACCCACACCCCCCCUGGCGGUGGGGGUGCGGAGGACAGGCAGACGCGUCAGGCGAACACGGCCACCGUCAGACCCAUGGUGGUCAGCAGCCAGACCCUCGUCCAGGGUCUGGGCCAGGGCCAAGGUCUGGGCCAGAGCCAGACCCUCGUCCAGGGUCUGGGCCAGGGCCAAGGUCUGGGCCAGGGUCAGGGCCUUGGCCAGGGUCUGGGCCAGGGCCAAGGUCUGGGCCUGGGCCAGGAUCUGGGCCAGGGUCUGGGUCAGGGCCUUGGCCAGGGUCUGGGCCAGGGUCAGGGUCAGGGCCAGGGUCAGGGUCAGGGCCAGCUUGGUGACCUCAAGGCUAACCCCUCCUCCAACAACAACAGCAGCCUGGGCGGGGUCCGGGGUCCGGGGCUGAGGACCUCGUUGAGUCUGCCCAGGGUCUGUUCAGAAGGUUCUGAAGCCCCGGGAGCUCCCGAGGCUGAGACGAGCAGGGCUGAGACGGUCCACAUGGUGCAGCAGGCUGUGCACGGAGUGACCGUGGAGGAAUGCCAGACGGCCCUCCAGAACCAAGGCUGGAGCGUUCUCCAAGCCGUGCACUAUCUCAAGGUGGAGCAGUUGUUCUGCCUGGGUGUGGGGACCAGGGCAGAGUGCCUGAAGCUGCUGGAGGUCUGUGAGUGGAACCUGGAGCUGGCCAGCACCCAGCUGCUGGACAGCUGGGGCUCCACCAGCAGACAGAGGUACUAG
Gadus chalcogrammus (walleye pollock) is the source of this 3972-nucleotide messenger RNA. Its product is annotated as activated CDC42 kinase 1-like. The record is from RefSeq and is a predicted model, not a curated record. Gene Ontology annotation, cellular component: extrinsic component of cytoplasmic side of plasma membrane. NCBI's taxonomy places the organism in Eukaryota, Metazoa, Chordata, Actinopteri, Gadiformes, Gadidae. Gene Ontology annotation, molecular function: protein binding; protein serine/threonine/tyrosine kinase activity; ATP binding. Gene Ontology annotation, biological process: regulation of keratinocyte differentiation; protein phosphorylation; signal transduction.